UCCAGUUCUCCACAACAGUCACGCUCUCAGGUAAGUGCGAGUCAGAAGCCGCAACGGUCAAAUUUUCAUUCGGCAGCGGCGAGAUGCGGAAACGAAAGGCAAGAUCAGAAUCCUCAAAACCUCUCAACCCUCGCUCACAAGCAGCAGCGAUCGAAGAACAGAACACGGUUUCUGAUGAGGCCAAAGGCUUCUUCGCUUGUUACCUCUUGGUCUCUCUCAAUCCUCGCUUCAAAGGCCAUACCUACAUCGGAUUUACAGUGAAUCCACGACGUCGGAUUAGGCAACACAAUGGUGAAAUUGGGUGUGGAGCUUGGAGAACAAAGAGGAAAAGGCCUUGGGAGAUGGUUUUGUGUAUAUAUGGUUUCCCAACGAAUGUGUCUGCGCUGCAGUUUGAAUGGGCUUGGCAGCAUCCCGUGGAAUCACUGGCUGUAAGGAAGGCAGCUGCUACCUUUAAAUCCCUUUCAGGAAUUGCCAACAAGGUUAAACUUGCGUACACAAUGCUCACGCUUCCAUCCUGGCAGAGCUUGAAUAUGACAGUAAACUUCUUUUCAACGAAGUACACAAAACAUUCUGCUGGUUGUCCGAGUUUACCAGAGCACAUGAAGGUUCAUAUUCGCCCCAUGGAUGAACUUCCGUGUUAUACAGAAAGAAUUAAAGGUUUGUCUGAGAAUGAAGAUGAUGACACCGGUGAAGGUGGUGACACCAGUGAAGAGGAAUGCAGUGUCAUUACAAGUAAUAGUGAUUCUAUUCCAGACACAAUUAAUGGUUGUCUCACUCAUCUUUCACCGCAAGAUGAAGAAUCUGAAGCAAGAGAACCUUGUCAUUCAUUUGCUUCAUUAGACAAAAGCCAGCCAUUUGGUUCUAUCAUAUCAGAGGUUAAGAAAUCACCACCAGUAAUUUUAUCAACAAGGGAAGAGGUAAUUGAAGUAAAAGAUUUUACAAAUUUCAUGAAUAAGAGUAGUGCUGAAAUGAGUCAAGCAGAUUGCAUACAAUCAGGUACGAUAUCAGCUGCUAAUAAGAGUAAAGACUCCAGAUGUGCCUUUAACGUGCCUAGUGAAGCUGAGAUAAUAGAUUUGUCUACUCCAUCCGCUUGCCGCAGCUUUUCAGCUAGCGAGAAGAGGAUUUCUCGUGUUGGUAAUGAUUUUAUUGACUUAACAAAGUCCCCCGGCUUCAUUCAAUUAUGAGGUCUUGGGCAAUAAGAAUCUCACCAGGGUGGCGAGAAAUCUACAUGUGUUGACCGAGUUGUACAAUUAUUAUUCCCUGUUCAUAUUAGAUCAGACAGAAAACAUAAGCAGAAAGCAUUAGCUACACUGUAAUAUUUGUCUUUUCACAGUAUAUGUGGAAAAUCAUCGAAGAAUGUUCCUUUGCCUUUCCAAUUUCCUUAUGCUUUUUGUAAAAUAAGUUAUACCUUUUGA
Messenger RNA from Neltuma alba, 1415 nucleotides. RefSeq names its product structure-specific endonuclease subunit slx1-like. Gene Ontology annotation, cellular component: Slx1-Slx4 complex. Lineage: Eukaryota; Viridiplantae; Streptophyta; Magnoliopsida; Fabales; Fabaceae. Gene Ontology annotation, molecular function: 5'-flap endonuclease activity; crossover junction DNA endonuclease activity. The transcript is spliced from 4 exons. Gene Ontology annotation, biological process: double-strand break repair via homologous recombination. The coding region runs from base 84 to 1184 and encodes 366 amino acids. The record is from RefSeq and is a predicted model, not a curated record.